CCGAGGAGCUGCCUGGGGCUGCUGCUGCUCUUCACCCUCCCUUGGGCUGGACCAGCACAGGGAUGGCUCCAGCCCUCAUCAGUCAUCGGAGGCCACGAGGCCAAACCCCACUCCAGGCCCUACAUGGUGUCCAUCCAGCUGAGGAGGGGUCAUGCCUGCGGGGGAGCGCUGCUGCACCGGCGCUGGGUGCUGACAGCAGCCCACUGCUUCCCUCAGGGGAGGAGGGCCGUGGGGAUGGCAGUGGUGGGGCUGCACAGGCUGAAGGAGCAUGGGCCGGCCACACAGACCCUCCCCAUCCGGGCAGCCUGUGCCCACCCCAGCUACAACCGUCACACGAUGGAAAACGACCUUCUCCUGCUCCAGCUGGAGGGGACGGUGACGCUGAGCAGGACGCGGCGGCUCAUCAGGCUGCUGGGCAAGGAGCCAAUGGCAGGGGCAACCUGCAGCGUGGCAGGCUGGGGGGUCGGUGGGCACGGGGGGCUCUCAGCCACGCUGCAGGAGCUGGAGGUCACGGUGCUGGACAGCAGGAUGUGCAACAACAGCCGCUUCUGGGACGGGGAAAUCACCCCCACCAUGAUCUGCUUCCAGGGAUGCCGCAGGGGCUCAGCACCCUCCAAGGGUGACUCCGGGGGUCCCCUGGUGUGCGGGCGGCGUGCGGCGGUGGCCGGUGUUCUGUCCUUCUCCAGCCCGGAGCCCACCGACCUUUUCAAGCCGCCGGUUGCCACCUCGGCUGUGAAGCACAAGAAAUGGAUCCAGAAAACACUGCGGAGGGGCUGCAGCUCCCCCUAGCCCGGGCGUGUGGCACAGACACAUCACCCCUUCCUAUUUACACAGGGAAGCUCCCCAGCGCUGUGACACAACCCUGCAAGAAGCUCCUGGGGAUGAGCCCACUGAGACCCCAGCCACCCCUGCCCAGCUCCUCCUGCACCUUUCCCACCUGGAACCAGUGCAAACACCACGGCUGUGGGUUACCCAUUAACAACCAGGAGUCUCCAGCAGCACAAACGGGGGGUCCUGGCCCCCAUCUCCCCCCUACAAAGCCUCUCCCUGUGUUCC
Colius striatus (speckled mousebird) is the source of this 1056-nucleotide messenger RNA. Its product is annotated as granzyme M-like. NCBI's taxonomy places the organism in Eukaryota, Metazoa, Chordata, Aves, Coliiformes, Coliidae. The record is from RefSeq and is a predicted model, not a curated record. Gene Ontology annotation, molecular function: serine-type endopeptidase activity. The annotation marks the transcript as partial. Gene Ontology annotation, biological process: proteolysis. The transcript is spliced from 6 exons.